Molecule: messenger RNA, 777 nt
Organism: Colletotrichum karsti
Lineage: Eukaryota; Fungi; Ascomycota; Sordariomycetes; Glomerellales; Glomerellaceae
Exons: 1
Coding region: 1-777 (258 amino acids)
Source: RefSeq, a predicted model, not a curated record
AUGGCGCCGACCCCAGAGCCGUCCGCGGCGCCCAAGCUCCCGGCCUCGGCAGACUUCAACGCAAUCUUCAACAGCAUAUCCCUCGCCGGGGCGAAGCACCAAAGGUUCCUCAGCUCGGUUCGCGCAAAACAUCACUCUCUCGCACGACCGACCGCUUCCUCAGAAACAUCGACGUCGGUCGCGAUCACGAAAGGCGCCUUCUCAUCCCUCACAAAACCGACAAGCUCCCCAACACCGUCCACGACGAUAUCGAGUAAACGGGCCCGCGGAACGGGAGACGACUCAGACCUGCGCUUCGAAAACCCGAGCGCAGGCAUCGGAUACAACUCUCCCAUGUCCGAAGAGAAGGACUCCGCAGUAACCCGGGAUCUCAGCCGUCGUCUCCUCGGCAAGCGAGGUCGAGAGGUACAUAACAAGGCAGCUACGCAGAAGCGAAGGAUACAGGAGGAAGAGAGUGAGGAGGAGGAGGGCAGGAGUGGACUGGGACGGAAGAAGAAGAAGAGAGCUAGGGUGGAGGCAGACGCUGAUGAGAUGGAAGUGGAAGGUUCUUACCCGGGAGCCGUCCGGAAUCACGAGGGAGGGAAUGCACACGUCGAUGUCUCCGAGUCAAAACCCGACGCUUCCCCAGUAAGCGGGGAUCAGCCUCAGCACGACGCUGCCGGAGAGGACACCGCACCACCCUCGGAGGCUACCACCACCUUGAAGGGCGAAGCUAAGAAGAAGAAGAAUCAGAAGAACAGGAAAAAGACGAAGGCAAACGGCGGCGCGGAGGUCUGA